AUGUGCCUUCGUUCUGGGCAGUUUGAGCAGAGGGGCAGAAGCACGGCAGAGACAAAGACUAGGCGCAAUCAGGACGAUGGACGGCGGCAGAAACACGGUUGGAAAAACGAAGAGCAGACGGCGAACGAUGUGCUUGAGUAUCAGCUAGGAAGUUACAGUGAAGCGUUUAAAAAAUACUUGCAGAAUAACAAGAAGGCGGAGGUUCAGAAGUGGAGGGAAGCUCUCACUGUAGCAGCAAAUUUAGAAGGCUUGAACUCCCGUUCUUAUAGGGACGAAAUUGAAUUCAUUCAGAAUAUUGUAAAAGAUGUUUUUCAAAAGCUGAUUGACCAUUACCCACCCAAUGAUAGUAAAAGUCUCGUUGGCAUUAGUGAAAAUCUUGAAAAGGUAGAAUCACUAUUAAGUGAAUCUGUUGAAGUCAAAAUGAUUGGAAUUUGUGGCAUAGGGGGUAUAGGAAAAACAACUCUAGCAAGACUUAUAUUUGAGAAAUAUUCUUAUACGUUUGAAGGCUCCUGCUUCUUAGAAAAUGUACGGGAAAGAUCAAGAAACUAUGGACUAACUGAGUUACGUCGUCGACUUUAUUUGGAGCUCUUACAGGGAAAAUUUUGGCAAAAUAACACAGGAAAAUCCACUUUUGUUGAGGACAGGGUAAGCAAACAAAGAAAUUUCAUAGUUCUUGAUGACGUGAGUAGUUUAGAGCAAUUAGAUUACCUGGUUCAGAAGCUUCAAUGGUGUGGUGCAGGAAGUAAGAUCAUUAUCACAGCUAGAGACAAAAAUGUGCUGGUUUCAACAGUUGAAACAAUAUAUGAGAUGAAGAUAUUAGAUUCUCAUGAAUCAUUUAAACUGUUUAGUUUGAAUGCAUUCAAUGAAGACUAUCCACAAAUUGGAUACGAGGAGCUAUCAUGGAAAGCGGUUGGCUGUUGCAAAGGCAUCCCACUAGCCUUAAUAGCAUUGGGUUCUUUUCUUCAUUCAAAGAGUAAAGCUGAAUGGCAUAGUGCAUUGCAAAAGCUUGAGAAGACACCAGAUCCAGAAAUUCAGAAUAUUUUAAGAUUGAGUUAUGAUGGAAUAGAUGAAGAGGCAAAACAAAUUUUUCUAGACAUCGCAUGUUUUUUUAAGAGAGAGCUUGUAGAAUACGUAGUUAAUCUGUUAGACAGUUAUGGCUUGUAUGCAGCUAUUGGCAUGAGAUCCCUUCUUGAUAGAGCUUUAAUAGCUAUAUCUCAUAAUUGUGUGCGGAUGCAUGACUUGAUCCAAGAAUUAGGUUGGGAUAUCGUUUGUCAACAAUCUAGUGAAAAUCCUGAAAAUCGUAGCCACUUGUGGGAUUCUAAUGAUAUUCAGGAUGUUUUGGGAAACAACAAAGGAACUGAUUCUAUUGAAAGCAUAGUGUUUGAUAUGUCUCAAAUAGCAGAUCUAUAG
Arachis duranensis is the source of this 1410-nucleotide messenger RNA. Its product is annotated as disease resistance protein RUN1-like. Gene Ontology annotation, molecular function: ADP binding. Gene Ontology annotation, biological process: signal transduction; defense response. The transcript is spliced from 4 exons. The coding region runs from base 1 to 1410 and encodes 469 amino acids. The record is from RefSeq and is a predicted model, not a curated record. NCBI's taxonomy places the organism in Eukaryota, Viridiplantae, Streptophyta, Magnoliopsida, Fabales, Fabaceae.